Messenger RNA from Lotus japonicus, 4240 nucleotides. Its product is annotated as C2 and GRAM domain-containing protein At1g03370-like. The record is from RefSeq and is a predicted model, not a curated record. The coding region runs from base 547 to 3633 and encodes 1028 amino acids. Lineage: Eukaryota; Viridiplantae; Streptophyta; Magnoliopsida; Fabales; Fabaceae. The transcript has 9 exons.
UACUUUUCAACUCACAAAAACAAAACUGCAUCUCCCUCUCUUUCCUAUGAUCCUAUCCACUUCCCUUCAAUUCAAUUCAAUCAUUCCAUUUCAUUCUGAGUCUUCACUCAUUUAAUCUCUCUGAUUCAUUUUCCACCCUCCAAUUCUUCUUUUGAAACAACUAUUGACUUGUGUUCAUUUACAAGAGAAUCCAUUUGGAAUUAUUUUUUAAAUAAAUCAGCAGUUCCCACAGCAUUUCUUUCGGUGGAAUCAAGUGUUUUCUUGUUUUUUUAUUACAUGAUUAAUGAUUCUGUCUGUUUUCUGAGUCAGUUUUUUCUUCUUCUUCUUCUUCUGUUUACUCAACGUUUUGAACAGUGUUUGAACAGUUUGAUUCUUAGUUUUCCAAUUUCCAUCAAGUUGUUCGCUUUUUCUACUUCCCAGCGACCCAUUUGUAAACCUUGCAUUACCCUUUUGGAAAAUCCUUCUGGGGUGCUCUGUAGAUUCAGGGCAAUAACAAAAGUUGACAUUUUGACUUCAAAUUUUUGGUGCUUUUUUUUUUGUUGAAUAAUGAAGCUUGUGGUUCGGGUGAUUGAAGGAAGGAACUUGCCACCGAUGGAUCCUAAUGGGUUGAGUGAUCCGUACGUGAGGCUGCAGUUGGGGAAGCAGAGGUUCAGGACUAAGGUGAUCAAGAAGAGUUUGAAUCCCAAGUGGGAUGAAGAGUUUAGCUUUAGGGUGGAAGACCUUAAUGAAGAGCUUGUUAUCUCUGUCAUGGAUGAAGAUAAGUUCUUCAAUGAUGACUUUAUGGGCCAGCUUAGAGUUCCAGUCUCACUUGUUUUUGAGGAGGAUAUCAAAUCCCUUGGCACUGCUUGGUAUACUUUGACACCCAAAAGCAAGAAGUUCAAGAACAAGGAGUCUGGUGAGAUUCGUUUGCACAUUUACUUUUCACAAAAGAGCGCAUCUGUGGAGUCAAACGUUAAUGGUGAUCUGUUAUUCCAUCCAAGAAAACUUGCUGAUUCAGCUACUGAAUCGCCUUCGAGAUCUUCCACGGGUCAUUCAAGCUCAUCUUCUCCUCUGAGGGAAGAUAUUGUGUCUGCUAAGGAUGAAAAGUCUGGUACACAAAAAACACUCACAGGCAGAAUUGCUCAAAUCUUUAAUAAGAGCUCUGAUAUGUCUUCAACCCCAUCCCGGAGAAGCAUUGACUCAGACCAAUCUGAAAUUAGUAAAGCAGAAAUUAGUGAGAUCACAACUGAGGAUCAGUCCACUCCUCAGUCCACUAAUGAGACUUUUGAAGAAGCUAUGAGAAAAAUGCAGUCAGCAGAUCAAGGCAGUGAAAUUCCUAGCAACCUACCACUAGGGGUGUUUAUUGAUCAACACUAUAUUAUUGCACCAGAAGACUUGAACAAGUUUCUAUUUUCAUCUGAAUCAGAUUUUCUAAAGUCAUUGACAGAGAUUCAGGGUAAUACGGAAUUGCAAAUUGGUCCUUGGAAGUUUGAGAAUGGCGGCGAGAGCUUCAAAAGAUUAGUUACAUACGUCAAGGCUCCCAGUAAGUUAAUUAAGGCUGUCAAAGCCUAUGAGGAACACACAUAUUUAAAAGCUGAUGGGAAGAACUUCGCUGUUCUAGCCAGUGUCAGCACUCCUGAUGUUAUGUAUGGGAGUACCUUUAGGGUUGAAGUACUCUAUGUGAUCACACCUGGACCAGAGUUGCCCUCAGAAGAACAGUGUUCACGUCUGGUUGUAUCAUGGCGAAUGAAUUUUUUACAGAGCACCAUGGUUAAAGGAAUGAUCGAAAAUGGGGCUCGACAAGGUAUGAAAGAAAGCUUUCAGCAGUAUGCUGAUUUGUUAUCUCAGACUGUUAAACCUUUUGAUUUAAAGGACCUUAGUUCUGGUAAGGAACAAGCUUUGGCAUCAUUACAUGCAGAGCCCCAGUCAGAUUGGAAGCUGGCAGUGCAGUAUUUUGCUAAUUUCACAGUAGUCUCAACCAUUUUCAUGGGAUUGUAUGUGCUUGUGCACAUAUGGCUGGCUGCACCCAGUACCAUUCAAGGGCUUGAGUUUGUGGGACUUGACUUGCCAGAUACAAUUGGUGAAUUUGUUGUUUGUGCUGUCUUGGUUCUUCAAGGGGAACGCAUGCUGCGUUUAAUCUCACGCUUCAUACAAGCCAGAGCACGAAAAGGCAGUGACCAUGGAAUUAAAGCACAAGGAGACGGGUGGUUACUAACUGUUGCCUUGAUUGAAGGAAGCAAUUUAGCUUCUGUUGAUUCUAGUGGGUUCUCUGAUCCAUAUGUGGUGUUUACUUGCAAUGGGAAAACAAGAACCAGUUCAAUCAAGUUCCAGAAAUCAAACCCUUUAUGGAAUGAAAUAUUUGAGUUUGAUGCAAUGGACGAUCCUCCUUCUGUGCUGGAUGUGGAAGUUUAUGAUUUUGAUGGGCCUUUUGAUGAAGCUGCAUCUCUAGGACAUGCUGAAAUUAAUUUUCUAAAAGCAAACAUUUCAGAUCUUGCUGAUAUAUGGGUUCCUCUUGAAGGAAAUUUGGCUUUGGCAGUUCAGUCUAAGCUGCACUUAAGAAUUUUCUUGGACAACACUAGAGCUGGAAAUGUUGCAAAAGAAUAUUUAAAUAAAAUGGAGAAAGAGGUUGGGAAGAAGAUUAAUUUGCGGUCUCCUCAAACAAAUUCAGCAUUCCAGAAACUCUUCGGGCUUCCACCUGAGGAAUUUCUCAUCAAUGAUUUCACCUGUCAUUUGAAAAGAAAAAUGGUCCUGCAGGGCCGCCUAUUUCUGUCCGCAAGAAUAAUUGGAUUUCAUGCAAAUUUGUUUGGAAAGAAGACAAAUUUCUUUUUUCUUUGGGAAGAUAUUGAAGACAUUCAGGUCAUUCCUCCUACAUUUUCAUCAAUGGGGAGUCCAAUAAUUGUCAUAACUCUUCGGCCAGGUAGAGGUACCGAUGCAAGACAUGGUGCAAAAACACAAGAUCAACAAGGCAGGCUAAAGUUCCAUUUCCAGUCCUUUGUGUCUUUUGGUGUUGCACACAGAACUAUCAUGGCUCUCUGGAAGGCCAGAUCCUUGAGUCCUGAACAGAAGAUCAAAGUUGUUGAAGAGGAAUCUGACACCAAAAGCCUUAUAAGUGAAGAAAGUGGCGGCUCAUUACUUGGCCUGGAUGACGUUAGCAUGUCUGAGAUUUAUUCCUGUGCUCUUCCAAUUCCUGCCAGUUUCCUCAUGGAGCUAUUUAGCGGAGGAGAGUUGGAUCGUCGGGUCAUGGAAAAAUCUGGUUGUCUUAAUUAUUCUUAUACUCCUUGGGUAUCAGAGAACAAGGAUAUCUCUGAGAGGGCAGUAUAUUACAAAUUUGAGAAGCGUGUUUCGAGUUAUAAAGGUGAAGUGACAAGUACUCAGCAAAGAUCUCCCCUUUUGGAUGGAAAGGGUUGGCUUGUGGAAGAAGUUAUGAAUAUUCAUGGAGUUCCUCUUGGCGAUCAUUUCAAUAUACACCUUCGCUACCAAAUUGAGGAUUCACCCCCAAAAGCAAAAGGAUGUAGAGUACAAGUAUUAUUUGGACUUGAAUGGCUGAAAAGCACAAAGAAUCAGAAAAGGAUUACAAAGAACAUCCAACAAAAUCUGCAGGAGCGUUUAAAGGUGACCUUUAGUCUAGCUGAGAAGGAGCUUUUACCAAAAUAGCAAAUGAACCUUCCUUAAUUUGACUUAAAAAUGGGAGGUAGCUGCCGCCAUUUUGUCAUUUCCAUUUACCGGCUUGGACUGGAAUAUAUGAUGAUGCAUCAAAUUACAAGGUUCAUGCGAUUGUGCUGUUUGGGGUUGGUUUGCUUGACAAUCCUAACUUCACUUUAUAUCAGCGGAAAGAACCUGCUGGUGGGGGAACUUUGAUCAGUUAUAAUGGUGCCGAAAAUUGUGCUCUUUGGUUGAUUUGCUACCAAGUCUGAUCUUCACAUUGUACAUUACUCUUGACUCUGCAGAAGAUAACUCAUUCACUGACAUUGCAACAACAGUUUUUAGCAGUUCAAAUUUUGGGUUUGUUGUGCACAGUUAACAUAGGAGGGUCAGCAACUACAAUUUCCCUCACAGUAGUUAGUUGUCACAGUGUACACAGAUUUAGAUGAACAGCUGUUUUUGACUUUUUAUCAUAAUGUAGGAACUAGGAAAUAUUGUGAACAAUUUGUUAGGCCUGGGAACGCCAUGAGACAAAGCACAGAUCCUUUAACUCUUAUUAUAUUGAUUUGUUAAAAUUUGUAACACAUUCAUAAUAACAUGGCUUUCUGGCUUUGCAAUA